CGCGCUAGGAUCCUUGUCUGACUGCUUCACUUCAUCAUGUCGACGUUAUCUCUGAGAAUCGAGUUCGGGGGUGGUCUUGAGCUGCUGUUCUCAAAUCAGCGGUCACAUCGCAUCGAGAUCCCCGCACUCGUGCACGUCUCCGCUCCCAGUUCGGCUGGGCCAUCGUCACCGGACGAGCAGGAGUCUCAAAAGAAGCCGGCGGAUGUGACCUACCUCCUGUAUUGGCUGCGGGACAACCUACUGAAGGAGCGCGAGGAGCUGUUCAUGGAGCACGGGACGGUGCGGCCGGGUGUGCUGGUCCUCAUCAAUGAUACGGAUUGGGAACUUGAGGGAGAGGGUGACUAUCAGUUGAAGAACAACGACGAGAUCGUCUUCAUCUCGACAUUGCAUGGAGGCUAGUCCGACGUAAGGCGUCGGAAUUUUUCGUGACGCAAGAGCAGACCAAGAUGCUUAUCGUCCGACACUUGCGGUCGCGACAGGCGAACAAGAUUGCGCAUGAAAGCGUAGCGCUCGCUGGAGGGCACUUCGAGGGACUGUUGAGGCCUGGAGACGAGGUGAUGAAUCAUGCGCUCGAUGUUGUACGAUAUAUGAAUCAGAGUGGAGAGUGUAGCACAUCCGUAAACUUCACAGCGACAUACCAAUCCAACCUGCGAACUCGACUCGUAACGCGAGACCGCUUGCUCACUUCGACGCCGACCCCUUCCCGCUCCCCCACCACCCGCCUAACCACCCCGUGCUCCCCCCGCCUCCCCCACUCCGCUGCUUCGCAAGCACCGCCUCCUCCUCCUUCUCCAAACGGUCCAUCUCCUCCGCUGCACGCAACCGCUUCUCAAACGCCGCGCGCUCGAUCAGCUGGUCCUGGUCGACGGCCGAUAUCUUGGCGGCGGCCUCCUUCUGGUGCUUCAUCUGGCCGUACCACCAAGACCCGCCGACGACGGCGACGACGGUGAGGCCCUGCAUGACGACGCGCACGCGGAGCCAGUGGUUGAGCGAGACGCUGUCGCGCCGGCGGAGCUUGCUUGCGGCGACAAUGAGCGAGGCCGUCGUCAGGCCCGCGAGGACUGGGACGAACGGGUUCUCUUUGAACUUGCGCUCGAACUUGCCUCCCCAUGUCUCGAUAGGGUUGCCGUUCGCAUCGAGGAGGAGUUCAACAGGCUCUGUGCUCAUUUUUGGGAGAUGGGAAGAGAGUGCGCGCAGAGGCUGAGGAAAGAGUGUCCGCUCGACUCGACAGUCCGCUCGGAGGUCGUGGUAGUCGUCACCGUGGAGCUCGGGAGCCUGUCGACGGGAUUCGAGCUCUGAGGCCGGAUACCCAGUCGAGACGCUUGCAGGAGCACAACAGAGGAUGGCCGACGACGGCGAUGAGUACGGAGAGAGACUCGAUAUGCCAGUGACAGUGAGCAAGCCGGAGUCCGGUGUGUGCUCGCUGUACGAGACGGUCCUGAACGAUCUCAGAUCUGGUCCUGGAACGCCCGGGGAAAUGCUUGUUGUCGGUCGACUUUGAGUGGCGUCAUAGGCUCUUUCUCCGUUUGUUGCUCUCAUUGCUCUCUUGCUUGGCCCGCGGACAUAUCUUGCUUGUUGGGCCACAUCUUGUGCAACGGCGACCAUGCAGUUCGUGUCUCUACCUCCCGAACUAUUGGCCACCAUCCUGCUCGACCUCGGCUUCCGCGAUCUCCUCCGCUGCCGCCAGGUGUGCUCCCUCUUCAAGUCUGUCAUCGACGGAGACGUCCGUGCGCACUACAAAGUCGAGCUCGCCGCAGCAGGCAUGCAAGACGGCCCGCCCAGCGCCCUCACCCCCGCCGAACGCCUCUCCAUCCUCCGCAGACGCCAAGACGCAUGGACAAAGCUGGCAUGGACGGCGAAAGAGGAGGUCCCAAUGCGCCGCGGUGGCGUGUGGGAGCUGUACGGAAACGUCCUCGCCCAGGCAGAGGGUGAGAGGACGCUGCACUUCAAGCAGCUACCCUCCGCGAUCCGAGGAAUCAAGGGGAAGGAGUGGACGAUCCAGGACGUGGGCUGUAAAAUCCGGGACUUUGGGAUGGACUCUGCGCAGGAUUUGUUGAUCGUUCUCGAACAUUGUUCGGAACCAGAUGGGUCUGAAGUGACAUGUCGCGUGCAUUUGAGAUCGCUUUCGACGGGGGCGCCACACCCAGCUGCAUCGAAGACCGGCAUACUCACACCCUGCCUCCCUGAAGGCCGCUGCACGUACACGAUCCAGACGUCGGAGGACAACCUCGGCCUGCUGAUCUCGGGUCUGGACGAGCUCAUAUACAAACUUGUCAUCUUCAACUGGAAGACGGGCGCACUCCGCUUGUGUACGGCCGGACCCGAUCUGCCCUCGUUCGCGUUCCUGAGUACGCGCCACAUCCUGAUCGCGAUUCUUCCCGAGCUAGAGCUCACCGAAGACAACAAUAUCCGAGGCCCCAACGACCCCUACCUCAUCGUCGUCGACGUUGACGCGAACCCGGUCCCGUAUCCGCCUGCGCCCUGCGAGAGCAGCCCGGCGCCGACAUGCUCGACGGACCUCAAGUACGUCUGCGCGUUCCGCUACCCGCGCCUCGGGGACACAUUCAUCGUUACGGACAUCUCGAUCCGCUCGGACCCCGCGCCAAAUUGGCAGCCGAGCCCGAGCCUGGGCGUGCCGUUCUCCGUCUCGCGCGAGGACCGGCUGUUGGUGAUCACGCUGCAGCUCUACGAGGGCCCGACGCGGUUCGGGAUCUUCUCCCUCGUCCUCACCUCCACCUUCCUCUCUCGUGUGGCGAGAGUCGAGCGGGAGGGAGCAGAGACGGGCGGCGGGGACGUCGGGUGGACAGAGUGGGGCCCGCAGGGCUCGCGCCUGCUCCUCGCGCCCGAGACGCACACGAGGGUGUGGGUGUGUUACGUGUACGGGACGACGUUCGGGCUCCUUCGGUGGCGUGGCUCGCGCAAGGUGGUGCUCACGCUCGACUUUAACCAGCUCGCGAUCCGCCGGGCACGUCUGAAGGGCGGGGGGUGUUUCGGGCUGGGGGACUCGGCAGAGGCGGCUGCGGACGGGGCGUGGGACGCCGGGGGCGUGAAGAUGACAGAGAUGACGGCGUUCCGGCCAGGGCGGGUGUUCAAGGAGGAGGUGGCGACGGGGCUGGGGUAUUGGCUGCGGAUGCUGCCGUCGUUGCCGUUUGGAGACGAGGAGUCGUCGGACGGGACUUUGGAUGAGGAACGGCAGUUCGAGGCGGUGAUGUUGGCGGAGGACGCGUUUGUUGUGGUUUCGGACGACGAAGAUGUGCGGAAGUAUCGCAUUUUGACGUUUUGAAGGCGUGGGUGGCCUCGGGUGGGCAUGCGAGUCAACAGAAGCUCUUGCAAUGCGGCCUACUGUCUUAUACGAGUUCGUCAGAUCGAACGACUCGGAAGUGACAGAAGGCGGAUUUGCCCACAUGAGCACAGCUUGCCAUCGCUAUGUGCAGCCAAAAGUCAAUACAUGGCCACAGUGGUGCAAGGGGUGACGCGUUGGUGGUCCAAAGUCCCCGCAGUGGAGUCGUACAUGAAUAGUAUCGAUCGAACAGAGUUGUGGUUUUCUGUACGUAUUGUCGACUGGUUUCGACGAAGCGACCUUCGUCCAUCACAAUAUGAUUGUUGGUUACAUGUUC
Molecule: messenger RNA, 3617 nt
Organism: Dichomitus squalens LYAD-421 SS1
Lineage: Eukaryota; Fungi; Basidiomycota; Agaricomycetes; Polyporales; Polyporaceae
Exons: 7
Coding region: 1604-3283 (559 amino acids)
Molecular function (GO): protein binding
Source: RefSeq, a predicted model, not a curated record